This is a messenger RNA of Lotus japonicus, 849 nucleotides long. RefSeq lists its product as uncharacterized. Gene Ontology annotation, molecular function: DNA helicase activity. The transcript has 2 exons. Bases 1 to 849 code for a protein of 282 amino acids. Lineage: Eukaryota; Viridiplantae; Streptophyta; Magnoliopsida; Fabales; Fabaceae. Gene Ontology annotation, biological process: DNA repair; telomere maintenance. The record is from RefSeq and is a predicted model, not a curated record.
AUGAUGACAACAAAACAGAAGGGUGUAUAUGACAACAUAAUGCAAUCGGUGUUGUCUGAUAGUGUCAAAAUUUUCUUUUUGUAUGGAUAUGGAGGAACUGGUAAAACUUUUGUCUGGAAUACAUUAUUUGCAGCCAUCCGUUCAAUGGGUAUGAUUGUUCUGAAUGUUGCUUCAAGUGGAAUUGCUUCUUUGUUGUAUCCGGGUUGUAGAACAGCAUAUUCUAGAUUUUGCAUUCCAUUGCAGACCGAUGAAACAACUACUUGCAACAUCAAACAAGGUAGCUUAAGGGCAAAUUUACUGAUCCGUGCCAAAUUGAUCAUUUGGGAUGAAGCUCCUAUGUUAAAUAAGAUUUUUUUUGAGGCACUUGAUAGGACUUUGCGCGAUAUCAUGAGACAGGAAGAUGAAAGCAACAUGGACAAACCAUUUGGCGCUAAGGUUGUAGUUCUUGAUGGUGACUUCAGACAAAUUCUUCCAGUCAUUCCAAAAGGUGGAAAGCAAGACAUUGUAUCUGCUACAAUAAAUUCUUCUGAUCUUUGGAAACACUGUAAAGUUUUAAAGCUCACUAGAAACACGAGAUUAAGCACAUCAGGUAAUACAACGAAGUACUUAAGCUCAGAUAACACUUGCAAAUCUGACGAGGACACUAAACUACAGUCAGAGUGGUUUACUACAGAAUUCUUAAAUGAUAUUACAUGCUCAGGAAUACCAAAUCACAAAAUAACAUUGAAGGAAGGUGCUCCGAUAAUGCUAUUGAGAAAUAUAGAUCAAGCAGUCGGUUUAUGCAAUGGGACGCGGCUAAUAGUGGCUGAUCUUGGAACAAAUGUUAUAAAGGCCAGUGUAAUAAUAUGA